AUGACUUUUCACGACGAGGCACCGUCAUCAUCCUCCUCCUCGACAUCAUCAUCGUCGAACGGAGAAAAGACGACGACGAGGAGGAAAAAAGAGAAGAACAACAACAACAACCACGCGGCGCGGAAAAAACCCGCCAAUCUUUCCUUGCUCUCCGUGCCGAAAGAAGACGACGCGGCGAAGGAGCAACAGUACCGAUGGACCGGGUCGGGGACGUUUACCGAGGGCGACUUUUCCAUCGGGAAACUGGGCGUGCAAAUAUCCACCUCGGACUUGUCCAAACUGGACGAAGAGACGCAUUCGCAACUCUCGUUAGAAGAAGGAUUUUUGGGCGCGGGCGGCGGCAGAGGAUUCGAGUCGCGGUCGGUAUCCGUGUCCGUGUCCGCGACGCAAAGCGCGAGCCAGAGUCGGACUGCGUCCGUGGUAGAUAUGGUUGGGUUGACGAGGAAGAUGGAAGAGACGGCGAUGAUUCGCGCGAGACAACGACCGAACGCGACGAGCGCGAGUACUACUACUACUACUACUACUACUACUAAUACGAUAAAAAACGAAUUCAACUACGAUAAAAACAACACUACGAAUGAUAAUAACAAUAGUAAAACAGAAGACCAGUCGUUUUCGUCGAGCACGACGGACGGUGGGAGAAACGCGAGCCGAAGUAACACCACCACGAUAUCAAUGACGACGACGAGAGAUAACACGAAUAAUAAUUCGAUCGAAACGGACACGGUUGGGGGGAGCAGCCGAGGAGGAGGAACGGAUGCGAAAAAUUCACCACUCGAUCAAAGUUUAAACACGUCGUGUUCGAACAGUUCCUUGGUGAACGAAGAAGGUGGAACGCCCAGGUUUGGGACGUUCUUAUCCACUUUAGACGAUUUAGAUUUUACGAACGCGAAGAUAUUGGGGUCGGGAGCCUCUGGCGUCGUGCAAACGGCGUUGCACAAACCGACGCAGAAGAUGGUGGCAGUGAAAUCAUUUCGAGUGAAUUUAGACGACGAUAGACGAAAGGCGAUGAUUACCGAGUUGCGGACGUUGCACGAAUCGAAAUGCCCGUACGUUGUGAAUUGUUACGGAGCGUUUUUCGCGGACGGCGCGACUAUUCGCGUGGUUUUAGAACUCAUGGAUGGCGGAUCGUUGGACGCCGUGUGUAAGAAGAAUAAGAACUUACCGUGGAAAGAGGAAAAUAUAGCCGCGGUGGCCAGUCAAGCGAGCACAGGUUUACACUAUCUGCACGAUGUCUUGCGAGUCGUGCACCGAGACGUGAAACCGUCGAAUAUUUUGUGCUGCUUACAAACAGGCAUGGUGAAAUUGUCCGACUUCGGCGUGAGCGGACGCUUGGGCGAAUCUGGCGCCGAGUGUACGAGUUGGGUAGGCACGGCGACGUACAUGUCGCCAGAAAGAAUUCGAGGCGAUGGAUACGAUUACAAAACUGAUUGUUGGAGCUUAGCGUUGACACUGCUUGAAUUCGCGUUUGGUAAGUUUCCGUACGCCGUGGUCGCAUCCAACGAAAAGAAGCAACAACAACAACAAAACAACGAAGGCGGUUUGCAAAAGCAAACGUCCGGAGGGAGUUACGGUGGGUUCUGGGAUAUCAUGGAUUUAAUCGUCCACGGGCCUUCUCCGGAGAGCGAGCUGUGCGAAGAAACGCACGGUAAGUUUACGGAAACGUUUCGCGAAUUUGUGAAGAAAGGACUGCAAAAAGACGCCGAAGCGCGAUAUACGGCGAGCGAAAUGGUGGAACACGAAUUUGUCAAAGCGCGUAGUCCAGAAACGGAUGCGCGAGCGUUUCAGGCGUUUCUGAAAUUUGUAUUUGAAAAGAACUGA
Bathycoccus prasinos is the source of this 1821-nucleotide messenger RNA. RefSeq lists its product with no specific name. The transcript has 2 exons. Gene Ontology annotation, molecular function: ATP binding; MAP kinase kinase activity. Gene Ontology annotation, biological process: protein phosphorylation; MAPK cascade. The record is from RefSeq and is a predicted model, not a curated record. Bases 1 to 1821 code for a protein of 606 amino acids. Lineage: Eukaryota; Viridiplantae; Chlorophyta; Mamiellophyceae; Mamiellales; Bathycoccaceae.